Amoebophrya sp. A120 is the source of this 1216-nucleotide messenger RNA. NCBI's taxonomy places the organism in Eukaryota, Dinophyceae, Syndiniales, Amoebophryaceae. The record is from the annotation of a GenBank genome assembly.
CCACCAUGUCCAAGCGAUCCUCGGCGACGGACGGGAUCCGGACGUUCCGGAAGCUAUUGGAGUGUCAGGAUCGAAAUCGUCAGAGUUGAAAUAGUUUGUCAUGCAUAAAACCGAUACCAGUUGGAAGCCCACUUAUCAAGCGGCGCAUGACAAAACUUCGGAGUACGCGAAUCCAAUUUGUCAUGCUGUUUCGGCAAAGAGGACUGCUUUUGUCAUGCUCCUUUAGCAUCUCUAUCCCAAACCCUAGAUAGGCUCACAAUCUGCCUCACUUGCCAUCCCACCAAGAGAGGCACUUCAUGCCUUGCAUUUUGUGCACGACAAAUUCAAAUCAUUUCAACUUUGUCGAUUUCAAUCCUGACACACCCAUAGAAGCGCGUGAACCGGUUUUGGAAACGGUCCGCGAUCAACAGCUCGAGCACUAUAUCAACUGUAAAAAUAAUGUCUGGGUCUGGAAGAAUCCAACUUGUCAUGCUGAUUCUGGAUUCUAAAAAAAUCUGUGUCUAUUGCAUGAGCAGCAAAGAGAGUUCAAGUUUUGCUACACGGAAAGAGCAUUUGUCAUGCGGUAUAGGCAUCAGGAAGCCCUCACAAAAUCUGUGAUGCUAGGGCAUGCAUCACAGACAUCAGGAGUCAUCCAAAAUGUGCAUGACAAACCUGGCAAUCUUCCAGACCCAGACACUUUUACAUUUGAUACACUAUCGGAAAUUUCAGCAAGUCGGGAACCGACAGCGCAGCGCUGUUCAAUAUUCCGACCGUCCGCGUGACGGUCAGUCAGGAUUUUGGGGACUUGCGAAAAAACGACGCCCGGGAAUUUCUCAUGACGAAUCUGUACACGAGUAGUUCUUCAUCCUCUAGUAGCUCGGAGCAGGAGGAAAUGCUGUCUGACACCGAGCCCGUACCCGACGAAAACUUCGUGGAACAGCAGCACGUCAUGCACCGCGGGAAAAAUUACAAUCAGCUGAUGAACGAAGAACCCAAGUCGGACUACGAGCAGCUCAUUGUGGAUGUGCGGGACCAAAUUGGGUUGAACAUCACGGAAACGCUCGCGGACGUACUCUUAAGCAACGCCCGCGAGUGGAUUGUUGACUACCAGAGCGCGGAUCUGAGUCGGUCGUUUGUAUCCAAGAACAUGGAACUGUACUUGCGGAACUUCGUUUUGAGAAGGCACUUGGUGGAUCUACACUUUCAGAAGCGAGGGACCGUGGCCGCGGCUUCUUCA